Molecule: messenger RNA, 7446 nt
Organism: Trichomonas vaginalis G3
Lineage: Eukaryota; Parabasalia; Trichomonadida; Trichomonadidae
Product: Second domain of FERM family
Exons: 1
Coding region: 1-7446 (2481 amino acids)
Cellular component (GO): cytoskeleton
Source: RefSeq, a predicted model, not a curated record
AUGUCUAUUACUUUGAAUACAUGCACUAAUAUUCAAGGAGUAGACGGAAAAGAAUUUUCAUAUGCUGAUAACAUUAAUGGACAGCAGCUUCUUGAGCAAGCUCUUACAAAUCUCGGAAUUCCACCAUCCGGAAAUUACCGCGCGCUUGCUUUAAGAAAAGGAACGACUCUUACUUGGAUUGAUCCCAAGAAGAACAUCGUCCAUUACCAUCUAAAAGAUAAAUCCAACUUGUAUUUGUUAAAAGAAAAACAACCAAUUUCGGUUGAGACAACAUCUGGUGCCAAGAAGAAACUGCUCGUCGAUAUUACUCAAAAGUGCAGCGAGUUAGUUAAGUUCAUUGCUGAUAAAUUCAAAAUUGAACAUUCGAAUGGCUACGCUAUCUUCACAAUUGACAAAGAAGGCGUACGCCAUUCAACAGAUUUGGACUUAACACUUCCUCAGCAGUCAUCAGAAUACGAAAAUAUCUUCUUUACUCGUCGCUAUUUCUGUUUCCUUAAGAGCCACCUUGACGACAAAGGCGGAGCUCUAUUCAUCUACAACGAUGUUAAGUUGCACAUCUUCCAAUCGAAGCUUACUGUAACUCAUGACCAAGCUGUAGAAAUGGCAUUGCUUUCAUUAUACGUUGUAGCGAACAGUACAGAAGAAGCGAAGAAGAAUGGUGCACCAUCCGAUAUCGCACCACUUUUCCCACCUACUUGCCCUCCACAACAAGGAGAUGCCCAAGAAAUUGCCAAUAAAUUAAACCAACAAGAGCCUUUGACAAGGGAAGCCGCCGUUGCUAGAUAUCUUACGAUUUCCCAUCAAUUGCCGAACUUUGGCUGCGAAGUUUUUAAGACAAAAUUCGCGCCAAUUUCCGAAGAAAAAGUUCAACGCCAAGAUGGCUCAAUCGUCAUCGGACCGAAGUCUAUAGCCGUCCACUUACCUAAUGGCGAUGAAUAUAUGUCUGCUCCUUGGUUUAGAUUUAUUUCUGCAAAAUUACACUCAUCAUCAGUCGAUAUCAAGUACAUGGAACGCAAAGGCACUGAAGCAGAAAUUUCCUUAAAAGUCAAGAAAGCUUUCGACGUUUAUACUUUAAUUUCAGGAUAUUCUUCAAUUACUAAAUCACUCGGCGCUGAAUUACUUACAGAUGGUUUCGCCAAAGAAGACGAAGCCGCAUCUACAGCUACGAUUGAUCCUGCUAUCUUCAAACCGUAUUAUACUGCUGAUGAAAGCGGACAAUACGCAUUCUUCCCAGGAUCUACACAAGAAUUCAAGAAAUUCUACGGAGAUAUCGAUGACAUCUGCGGCCGUGAACCAGAUUCAGGUCGUAAACUUAAAUCAUUAAAUGAAGCACUCAGCAAGAACGAAGGAGACGUUUUAACACGCCUUAGAAUCAUCAGAGUCAUUUCUGAUCUACUUAAAGUCCGUGGACAUAAUGAAUUUUUGGAUGAAAUCAAAGCAAAGAAAGCUUUAGCUUCUUUGAGCACAAUGAACAUCAUUCCAGCUCAAAUUGAUGCUAUGAUUGAGGGAAUCAACAUCUUAAUUGAGCAUCAGAAGCUUCUUCGCGCUGAAAUCAUGACAAGAUUAGAAUCAACAAGAAAGAAGAAACUUACAACAUGGUUGGAUAUUCUUACAGAACAUGCAACCAAAUUCCAAGACAUAAGCAAGAAAUUAAAGUCUUGCCCAGCUUCUGGAAGUUAUCUUUACAAUGCUAAGAGCCAAUUGAUUCAAUUAACAGCAGACAUUGCUGGAUUAUCAUCAUUCAUCUCAUCUGUUAUCAAUUUAGCUCCAGACAACUCUUACAUUGUUGCUAUCGAACAAUUUAUUCUGAAAUUACAAAAAGUUACAACACCAAUCAUCCCAGAUCUUCCAGAUAAUUCAAUUCCACACCUCGUUGCCUUAUACAAUGCCAAUUUCUACGUUGGAAUUUCGAUUGGCCUUAUUAAUAAGAGUCUUUCCGAGCCAUAUGUUGCGAAUAACAACGACUUAGUGAACAAAAUCACCAAAUCCGCGGAAGAUUACUACAACAAGUAUUGCCAAAUCAAUACAUUACGCUUAGAUCUCAACCGCCGUCCAUUUUCAAUGAUAUUUAACAACAAAAUGGUCGAAAACCUCAAUGAUCUGAAGCAUUCCAUCUUCUCCGUUAAGCCUCAUAUUGAUAUGGUAUCCGAAAUCGCGGGAGUUCCCAUUUAUUCACAAGGAUUGAACUACUCAGCGACCAUGAUUGACAAAGCCAUCACCGCUUUUGAAGGAAUCCGGAUUUCUCCAUACCGAAUUAUUCCAUCCAAAGAAACUGUCCUUCAAACAGUCGAAAUGCUUGAAGAUAUCAGUUCCAAACUCACUGAUGCAUCGAACAAAGCUGGUGAUGUCAACCAAGAGUUCCUUUUCCACCUCAAAGACACAGAAACAGCCAUGAACAACACAGCUCUUACUCUUAAAGUUUCACAAGUUUCCAGAGCCACAAUGAGUAACAUUUCCAAGGUAAACGAACAUACCAAAUGGCUUCUGACCAAUUUGCAAGAAGUUUCAAGAAUAAUCGGAAAUGCAUCCAUAAUUCAUCAAAUUAACAAACUUAUGCAGCAUUGUGACAAUAUAUUGGCAUUGCAUACACCAUCCUUUGAUGAAUACCGUGAUUUGAUGACACAAUCAAAACAAAUUGUUUACGAACAGAACCACAAUGACUUAAUCAUGGAAUUCGAGAAGAUGUUUAUGAAUCCAUGUUACGAGGAUCAUCUUCCUUCCCUUUACAAGUUAUCUACAUGGGUAAAAGACACAUCAAGUUACGAUCCAAAUCCAGAAACAAUCAAAUGCAUCACACAAAUCAUGCAGUUCUUGGAUUGCGCGUGGCAAGUUCCUUUAGACGAGAAAUACACUCCACAACCAUUAGUUUUAUUCCCAUUCUUCCAAGGAAAAGACGCAAUGAAGAUGACAUCAGAAUUAACACAAGAAAUCACUGAUAUAAAGAAUUAUAUCAAAGAUUUACUCAAAUUCGAAUUGAUUUCGAAGAACGAGACAUUGGCUGCCAAUAUCAAUCAUUGGGCCACUUAUUUCGAGACACAAUCAUCAAUGAUCGAUGGUUUGCAACAACAUGAAAACACUUUGAUUUCUCGUUUGAAAGACAUUUUGAGGAAAUCUUCACAAAUCAAAUUAUUUGCGAAGAACAUUAUUUUGUAUGUCAAUGAUUCUAAAUUCCUUGAAGCAAUGAAUACAUUCUUUAGUAACAUUGACUUAAUAAUAACAAAACUCAAACAGCCACAAAUUGGAAAAUCAGCUUCUGCAAAAUUCCAAGAAAAAGUUUUGCCACUUUUGAACCAAUUUGAAGUUCAAAUCUCGAGAGUUUUAACAGGAAACACAAUUUCCGAUGAUAGGAACUUAACUGAGAAACUCAGAACACUUAAACAAAUGAUUUCUCAGAAGAUGACUGAUGCUCAAUCUAAUGAUAUCAACAAACAACAGAGUUUGAGUGAAGAAUUGCAUCAAUACAUAUUAAGUAUUCUUCCUGAAUGCAGACAGAACCAGCAAUUGAUAGAACUCAAUGCACAAAUGAACACUUUGAAGUCAGGAUUAAGUGAAUUCACAAAUACAGGAAUGAUGAAGCUCGGACAAAGUGGAAUUAUUUCUAGUUCAAUGUUCUUCACGAUGACAAUUGAUCCUCAAGAUAUUUCUGAUAUCUUUAAUAACUACAUUAAUAAUAAUGUUGACGUCAAACAGUUACAAGAAAUAUAUUCAGAAAUAACUAAGGAAAUUUCUGCUUUGGAUCAACCUUCUGCUUAUAUUUCAAAUGUUUUGACAAAUGUCAACAUCAAAAAUAAAAUUAAUGAAACAAUGCGUCUUAUUAUAGAAAACCAAGAUUCGGAGCAUCAAAAGUCAGAACAGUUAAAGAUAUUGACACUUUACUUUGCAAAGGAAAUGACAAAGAAAUUACUCCAAUUAAAGGAAUUCGUUGAUCAAAGUAAUAUAAACAUGUGGUCGAAGAAAUCAAAGUUUUAUUUGACAAUGUUGAGAAAUUGUCUUAAAACAUUCGAUUACGAGAUGCUGAAUAAUUAUGUAACAUUCACAUCUAUUUGUAUGACUUAUAAAUCAUUCAAAGAAAUAAGAAAUAUCAUUGCUAUUCUCAUUGCCAUGGAUAUUGAUGACGAAAUCAAAAUUUAUGGUGAAGAAUUGAUGUCAAUUGUUGAUCAAUUUGACAUUUCUUUGAAACUUUAUUUCUUCCAUCACUUGGAAUUAAUAAAGCGUGAAAUGAACCAGAUCCAAGAAAGCAACGAAAAGGCAAAGCAGAUUUGGGAGAAAAUGAAAUCAUUCGAUGAAUAUUUGACAGAAAAUUCAAUUUACAUCCAACAAAGAUGGAUUUAUUUGUCAGAAUUGUGUCAAAAAUUCAUUGAAAUUGAAAACGAUUUGACAGAUUUAGCCAAUGAAUUACAGAAUCCUAAACUCAUCAAGAGCUUGAAUGCCGUCAUGGAGAUUAAUUAUAUCCUUAAAUAUUGGACGAAUGCAUUUGAUUUAACUGAUGAUGAAUUGAGGAAUUCUAUUUUGAGUAAUUUGUCACUUGUCAAGGGCCAGUUCAAGAAGAUUGAACAGACAUUGGGUGAUGAUGUAAUGAGUGUUCCUUUCGUUACAGCAACACCUUUGUCUUACAUUUCUAGGACUCUUUUGUUGAUGUCGAAAUUCAAUCAAUUUAAUGAUUACAAAGAAAAAAUUGAGAAAUCUUAUUACUCAAUUUUGAAGGACAACAUUCAGUUGUUCUCAAAUGAUGAUGCUUAUUUAGCUGAUUUAGAAUUGCAAGAGAUUAUUCCUCAGACUAAUUACAAUCUCUCUAAACUACUUGAGCAAGUUGAAGAAUAUAAUAAACCAAAUUACGAAAAUUUACCAACAUUAAAGAACAAAGAAGUCCAAAGAGUUGUUGAAGUUAUUUUGACUUGUGUAGAAAGACAUGAUUUCUACAAAUACGCUAAAGAAAUCUGUGACGCAAUUACAGAAAAAGCCAAAGAAAUCGAAGAAAAAGAUGAUGAGGAAUCAUUGAAGAAAUCACUGAAAUUGAAGAAGAUUUUAGUUGAUAUUCCUAAAUAUGUUUUCGUUUCUUUGAAUGACGCAAAGAGAGAUUUGAUUGAUUACAUCAACAUGAUAACAGAAGAUGAAUCUAAGAUUGAAGAAAUUUAUCCGAAAUUCAUCGCUUCACUUUUGAAAGUUAUGCCGUCAGUUCCACAAGAAACAGCCGAGAAACUCGAUAUCAUUCCACAGAACUUCGUGAAAUCAACAGAAGGACUUGUUAAGUCAACGAAACUGUUGAAGACUUACUUGAGUUUCCUCGAAAGCGACGGCGAAAAGAUCAAGAGCGAAAUCACUCAAUCAACAGUCAAAAUCAUCGAAGCUCUCGAUACAGAGAACCCACAACAGAUCUACAAGACAAUGCAGGAAUUCAUCGCUCUCAACUGCGUAGUCAACGACAGAAACGAAAAGAGCGAUUUACUCACAGGAAUCAUUGAGAAUUUCUCAACAUUCCAAGCUGGAAUUGAAGAAACAGUUUCAAAGAACGAAACGAACUUGGACGAAAAGACAAAGGAAGGAGUGUUAGAGAUGAAGAGGAAGUUCAUUAUUAUGAUCACAGGAGCAACUAUGGAUGUUGCAGAAUCAAUCCAGAAAUCAUCAAAUAUCGAUUCCAUUUUGGAUGUCAGAAACAACAAGAAUCUCUCUGCCAGGACACAAAUUGGCCAAAUCGAUCCAUCAAACAUCGAUGCCAGAAAACAUUUGUUGCAUGUCGCUGCAAACAUGCAGUUGUUGUCACAGAGAGGUCUUGAAGUUACUCCUCAAACACCAUUGACAUUCUACAGAGAAUAUCUUUCUUUGUUCGAUCAGUCGAUCGCUUCAUUCAACACUUUGUUGAAGGAAGACGCAAAGGAACAAAAGAAAGGACUCAGAAUCUUCAAGAGAAUCGUAGACAACUUGGGUGAUUUGAAUGAUGAUUUGAGCUUGGAAAUUUCAAGUUCUCAAUUGACGAAUUUCGAAGAAAUCAUCAGAAAAUUCUUCAGAGUUUCAACAGAAAUCGAAGCAUCAAUUGCUUUGAUCAAUGCUGCAUUUGCAACAGCGAAGAUUCCUCAGUCAUUCUCUUUAGUUGUCACAGAACAGAAUCCAAUCUUCAAAUCUAAAAUCGAAGAAUUAAAGAUUGCUGCUCAAAAUCUCACAGAAAAGAACACAAUUUCUGAAUUCAAUGAAGGAUUCAAUGAAAUGUUGGUUGAAGCUAUUAACGUUAUUCUUAAACUCGUCGACAUCAAACACAACAUUGAGUUGAUGGAGUUGACGAAUUUGGAGCAAGAAAUCACUUCUAAAUUCGAAAAUUUGGCUUCAAUUGCUCUUCAAAUGACAGACGAAGUUAAGUUGAAAUACGACCCAGUUAACUCCGCAAGAGUUCCAAUUAAGUUCAAGAUGCCGAAGCUUCCUGAUGUCGAUGAUUCUGUCCAGAUACAACAAGUCAGAGAAGAAAUCAUUGCAGCGAAAUCGAAACUUGAUUCUGACAAAGAAACUCUCAAGAAAUACUUCAGCCAAUUCAACCCAGAUUCAACCAAAUUCACUGAUGCAACACUUGAAUUUGAGAAUGACAUGUCUGAGUUCAUCCAAAAGAUCUUUGUUUUGUCAAUCAUCACAACGAAUUUGCAGAUGCAAAGUUAUUUGACUUCUGUUGCUUCAAGAUUAAGUACUUGUGCAAAUAACAUCAACCACAGCACAAGGAAUUUCUUGAUUGCUGUUCCAACAUGGUCAGCAAAUGCAGAACAGGAUUUGUCUUGCAUAGAAACAGAGUUGAAUGUCGCUUUGAGUUUGUUGGAUGCGGCUGUUGAAUUUAACGAACAACACGAACUGAACAAAGAUGCAAGAAAAGCCAAAUUCCUCGAAGCUCUCAAACCAAUUACAGAAGCUUCUCAGAAGGCGAAAGAUGCAAUCAAAGCAGUCGAAAGCAACCAGGACGAAAUGUUCAAGACGAUGGCAACAAACAUGUUGAACAUCGCUUUGGCUGGUUGCCACGCUGUUUCAACUGUUUUGCUCAAAGCGAAAGACAGCGAAAGAACAACAUCUUCUCCCGAUGAAAUGUGCGAACUCGCUGCGAAAGUCGCUGAAGCAGUACUUAAAGCAGCAGCUGUUGUUAACACAGAUGGAAUUGUCGAAAUCACAGCUCCAUUUGCUGAUGCACUCGACAAGUUCAACACAACAAUCACCGCGAAGAAUGCGGAGACAGAAUCAAUGAGUAACACCAUCAAACAAGUUGCAACUGGAGCAACAUCACUCGAGGAAACAAUUAAGAAAGCAAUCGCAAAGAGCAAAGUCACAAAGAAAGUUUCCGCUGCUUCUCAGAAGUCGCCAGAAGAAAGGGCAAAGGCACAAGAGAAUCUAAUGAGAAGAUUAGAGCUCGAAUCAAAUGUCCACAGAAACAGAUGGUGGCUUGAACAUAAUGAGAAAUAUCUCAAGAGUUUUGACUAA